Molecule: messenger RNA, 2208 nt
Organism: Tauraco erythrolophus (red-crested turaco)
Lineage: Eukaryota; Metazoa; Chordata; Aves; Musophagiformes; Musophagidae
Source: RefSeq, a predicted model, not a curated record
GGAAUGAUGGGGAUGCAGCUGGGCAAGUGCCUGAUCUCACCAUCCUGCUCUUCCCUCCAGGUGGUGGUGGUGACUGACUAUGCAGAGGGAGAGCUCUUCCAGAUCUUGGAGGACGAUGGGAGUUUGCCCGAGGACCAGGUCCAGACCAUAGCUGCCCAACUGGUCUCUGCUCUCUAUUACCUGCACUCCCACCGCAUCCUGCACCGUGACAUGAAACCUCAGAACAUCCUGCUGGGCAAAGAUGGCAUCGUCAAGCUCUGUGACUUCGGGUUUGCCCGUGCCAUGAGCAUCCACACCAUGGUGCUGACCUCCAUCAAGGGCACCCCGCUGUACAUGUCUCCUGAGCUGGUGGAGGAGAGGCCGUACGACCACACGGCAGACCUGUGGUCUGUGGGCUGCAUCCUGUAUGAGCUGUUUGUGGGCACUCCUCCCUUCUACACCAGCAGCAUCUUCCAGCUUGUCAGCCUCAUCGUCAAGGACCCCGUCAAAUGGCCUGAGGCCAUAAGCCCAGUCUUCAAGAGCUUCCUGCAGGGACUACUAAUGAAGGACCCCCACCAGCGUCUGUCAUGGCCCGAGCUGCUCUCUCACCCCUUCAUUGCUGGACGGGUUACUGUGAUUGAUGACACAGAAGAGCAUGGGAUCUCAAAUCCUUUCACCACCAAGCUGUCCCCAGAGCUGCAGGCCCUAAAGGAGCAACAAGCCCAUUCCCUGGCCCCCAGGAGCGGCCAGGCCAGGAUCCUGAGAAAGGCCCGUCAGAAGAUGGCUGAGGAGGCACAGAAAAAGGGGCAACUGAAGGCAGCUGACACAUCUGUGAAGGACUCUGGCAAAGGAUGCCCAGGGCAUAGACCCAGAGCAGCUCCUGGGAAGGCAGCCCACAUGGAGGGGGAACCACCAGCUGCCUCCAAAGAGAAGAACCCCAGUGUCCUGCAAGGAAAGAGCAGCAUGGCAGAGUGGGAGUUGGAGGAGCCUCCACCCAGCCCACGGGAGCACAGCAUCACUCAAGACUAUGAGAAGGAGUUUCCUGGAGCAGGGGUCCUUCCACAGACUGGUGCUGGCAGGACAGAGCCCCGGGACAGGUGCAGCAUCGAGACCAUGGACCUGGAGAGUGAAGAGCUGGAGAGUGAUGAGGAGUGGCAGCACCUGAUUGAGGCCACAGAGCCCUUGGCCAUGCAGCUGAGCACACCGCUGAGCCUCCUGAGGGACCUGGCCUUCCGGCACCAUGUCCAGGCCCGCUUGGCAGACUCUACUCAGCAGGUGCUAGAAGGGAUGCUGGAGGGAGCCUCCCGCCUCCGUCCUGUGCUCCGCGUCGUGGGCAACCUCCUGGCUACUCGGUGUGACUCUGAGCUGCUGUACCACUUCUGCCAAGAGCUAAAUGUGCCUCUGUCCCUGCUGUUUGUAGCCAAGCAGAUCCUGGAGAGUGGUAGAACCAAGCAGCAGCCCUGGUGUAUCCCAGUGCUGACAGACCUCCUCAUGGUGACCACAGUUUAUUUCAGCAGUGAAUGCAACCUGGAAGAGAGUGGGCAAAAGGACAGCCUGCAGACCUUCCAGGAGAGUGCUGGCUGCUUCCUAGCUCUGCUGCCAGAGCUGCUGGCUGAGCCGGCCGACAGCGAGAUGAGACUCUGCCAGCAAAGCCUCCUGUGCUUCACCCUGCUCUGUGAGAGACUGGAUGCGACGUUCCCUUCCGUCUCUGCCCCCUUCUAUGCCAGCCUGCGAGAGGAGCAUCAGCCCCUGCUAAACAAACUCCUCCAGGGAUCCAUCUCGGAGCCUGCUUUGCAAGGUGCAGUGAUGGAGGCCAAAUCAGCCCAUUACCAGAGCCUACGUGUGGCAGACCUCUUCAUGGCUGCAUUGGCUGCUGCCUGCAGCAUCCCCCUGGAGAGGAAUGGCUGUUGGGAAGCCAAGCAGCAGGUUGCUCAGGAGGUAGCCGAAAAACUUAUGGAGGCAGAGCGCCAGCAACUCGGGAGGCUGCUGGGAAGACUGGAGCACCCAAGCUGCUCCUUGAACGCGCUUAAGAUCCUCUAUGCUGGCUGCCAUGCCAGUCUGAGCCUGUGCCAGCACCUGGGAAGGAACCAGCAACUUUGGAGUUCUCUCAUGCAGCUCUCAAAGGGCAAAGUGCCCAUGGUGGAGGUGGCCCAGGGGGCAGCCUGCGAGGCCUCACUGUACCUGCUAGCCCUGCUUACCCUGCAGCUCCAGGCCUCUCCUCCCAGGUAA